GAAAAAAAUGAAAAUUGAUUUCUGAAGGCGGGAAUCGGGACGACAGUUUCUUCUGCGUUUUGGCGGAGGCGGCGGUAGCAUCGUCACUCUGUUCUUUCUGCGUCCUCGCUUCUCCCUCUCCCUCUCCCUCUCCCUCUCCCUCUCCCCAGAAGCUGUUCAAAUUACCAAAACCCGGAUACGCGAAUCCAGGCUAUGGUUCUUCUCCACCACCAUCACCAAGUCUCUUCCCGCAAGAGGCCCUCUUCCGCCUCCAUCCCUUCAUCUUCCCCGCCUAAAAUCCCCAGACGCCCCACCAACUCCACCGCCAGCAUCUCCAAUGCCACUGCCACUGCCACUGCAACUGCAGCCGAGGCCUCUUCUGGAGACAUCCAGGGCCAUACCAGCGGCGUACAACCAGAAGCCGUAAUAAUGGAGAAGAUGGUGUCAGUGCUUGCAGACGCUGGGUGCACACUAAUCAACCCGGCCGGCCCGCCCUGCCUUCCCUCUGAUCCUCAUAAGUUCCGCGGUCGCCUUCAUCGCCUCUUCUCCUCCUCCGUUAAUGCGCCUCUCCGCUCCCAAUUCCUCUCUGCCUUUUCGUUUUACAUUCAGUCCCCCCACAAUUUCCGCAGGGUUUUAGUCUCGUGUAACCGGGGUGGAUCUAGUUAUGGCUCUUCUUUUUGUGACAGCCUAAUGCGGCAUCUCUUACUGGUUCCUUCAAUUCAGCUAGAUCUUCAGAUCAUGCUUCUAGAGAAGCUUCCAGAAUAUUUUGAUGUAGUUCCGGAAUGUGACAAAACAGCGGCAAUACUUGAAAAUGAUAUUUCUAGGCUAAUCCUCAGCCAAUUCCGGUGGCUCGAUUUCCUUGUUGAUUCCAAUUCAUUUACUGAGAAAUUGUUGCAAGUGCUUUCAAUUUGCCCGCUCAAUUUAAAGAAAGAGAUUAUUGGAUCACUGCCAGAGAUUAUUGGGGAUAAGAAUGACAGGGCCGUGGUUGAUUACCUUGAGAAGAUCCUUCGUGAGGAUUCAAAUGUCAUUGUGCCUGUGCUUGAUUCUUUGUCCAAUUUAAAUUUGGAUGAUCAGUUGCAGGAGCAGGUAAUCACCAUUGCAUUAUCAUGCAUUGGAAUAAUUGAUGAAGACCAAAUGCCAUAUCUACUCAGAUUCUUACUGCUUUCUGCAACACCAGUAAAUGCUCGAAGAAUAAUCUCAAGGAUUCGUGAACAAGUAAAAUUUGUCAGUGUCUCGAGUUCUGAUGCAAUGCACCAAAAUAAACUUAAAGGGAAGUCGCCUCUAGACAAUUCAGAGGCUUCAAUUCUUGAUUCCUUGAGAUCUGGUCUUCAAUUUAAGAAUAAACUCUGUGAGGAGAUCUUGAAAGAACUAAAAAGCCUUGAGAAACCCCAGGAUCACAAAGUCAUUGACAUAUGGCUGCUUAUGCUCAUAUACAUGAAUGGUAAAUCCCUGCAAAAAAAUGUAGAAAAGAUACUCAAAAAAAAAAUCAUUGAAGGCUUUAUUCAAGAAGGUCUCUUUGAUCAGUGCAUCCGGGGAAGUAAGGCAUUGGUACAGGAUUAUUUUCCCUUGUUUCUGUCCUUGUCCGAGUACUUAUUGGCAUGCAAAGAAACAAAAGCAAGGGAGUUUGGUAUUCACAUGUACACCUGUCUAUUUGAAGGAUUUGUCGAUACUUACUCCAGACAGGAAGUUCUAGGUGCAUUAGUUGCUCAUGUGGGUUCUGGCAUUAGUUUUGAAGUGGGUUCUGCUUUGGACACCAUGAUUCUGCUGGCCUCCAAACUUUCACAGGAAAUGGUUCCACUCUCUUCUCACAUAAAUGGCAUCUUGGAUUACUUGGAGGGAUUUAGUAUUGAAAAUCUGCACAAGGUCUAUGAUGUUUUCGGCCAUCUGGCACUGUGGGCUAAAUCUACUGCAGAUUCUUUUGGGUCUUCCUUUGCAAAUGAGCUUUUUAUGAUUGUGAGGAAGCAGAUCAGUAAUCCAGAUAUGAAAUACAAGAAGAUGGGCCUAAUUGGAACUUUGAAGAUAGUUUCAUGUCUUGAGGAUGCAGGCAAUGUUGCAUGUCCAUCUUCAUUUCAGAAAUUGAACAGCGAUGAAGCUUUGGAACUUUUGAAAAUGGUGCUGGAAUCGUGCAAACAGUUGCCCCUCCUAUUGAUCCUGUUUUAUGAUGAGCUGGUCACUGUGUUGGAGUCUAGAACUUUGCAAUCGAGAAUAAUAGAAUGGAUUGGCAAACAUGUCGGAGAGUUCGAAUCAAUGUUUUUGACUGAACUUGAAUGUGGACAAUUGCCUAUUCAGGAGUCUUAUUUUGAUUUAGAAGGUGAACUGUGGAUGAAUUUGGAUGGUGAUAUAUCUCCAAUAUGUCUGAACAUCUUGCCCCUAGCUUCUUCUUCAUUGCAGUCUGCUUUGUCUUUAAAAACUCUUCCUGCUAACUUUCAUUUACUAUCUGUCAUUGAAAGAUUGGCAAAUCAGGGGUCUCUUGAAGGAAUAGAUGCACUGCUUGGUUGUCCUUUACACCUUCCUUCUUCUAAGUACUUUUCUGGGCCUGCCUGGCGAUCUCUGAAUGGGAAGCAGAAACAGAUCGUGUGUCUCUCUGUUUAUUAUGCAGCUAACUGGAUACGGGAGUUGCUUAAUGCAUUCUGUACGCAAGUUGUAAAAUCUCAACCUACAAGUCAGGCUUCAAAAGAUGAAGUCAUUGUCAAGCUAUUGAAGCGCUUGAGGAACCUUGUAUUUCUUGAAUGCUUACUAAGCAGAGUCCUUAAACAAUGCCCUCUAUCUUUACCUGAGCUGCAUCUUCAUGUUGAGCAUUCUGAAUCUUCUUUUCCAAACCAGCUGUACUGUUUUGGGCCCAUAGAAAAGGGAAAUGAUCACAAGAAAACCCUUGAAAGAACCUCUUUAAACAAAAAAAGGAAGCAUAUUAAGAACUCAAAAGCAUCAGUUAAUUCAGGCCUGAAUGUAAAAUUCAGGCAGCCUACAAUUUUACAUCUGUUAAGGAAAGCAGGAACUACUGUGAGUCAAGACAUACCAAAUGGGGACUCUGCUGUUCUUUCUUCUAACAAGAUGACAUCUGAAUCAUCAGUUUCUCAUACCUGUGACACUCGUGAGGCAGUGACUAUAGACGCUUCUAUUGAGAAGAUUGUGGACGCACAGAGAUUCAAAUUCAGGCCUAUGUUGGUUUACUGUUUGACUAUCUUAACAUUUUCAAAGAAAGAAGACUUGUGCUGCCUGGAUCCAGCAGCAGAGUUACCUCUGCAUUUGUACCUUUUGCGUGAUCUUCACCAUAAGCUGGAGUUCUUUGCUCCAUGCAAACAAUUUCCAGCUAGAUGCUUGAGUGCUCCUUCAGGUCUCAGAAAAAUGACAGUGAAUGAAUUCUUGGACAAAAUUAGGCUGCUGUUUCCUAGCCUUGCAAAGCAUCUUAAUUCUGCAGUUCAUAUUCUUAAAGAAGGUCCUGAAGCUUGCCAAGAACAUUGGGUAGUUCAGUCUGCUUCUUCUGGGAACCCAAAUAUACCUGAAAUAGUGGUUUCAAAAUCUUUAGUUGCUAGUUCAGUCUGUAAAGAGAUACUUUGGUGUUUCAGUAAGAUGCUAAAUAUUCCUGAUUUUCUGAUGAACAAGACAGUCCUCUUGGGACUGCUUGAAGCCUUCCAGCCCACCAUGGUAUGGGAUUCUAUUUUUUCAGGCGUACAACCAAUCCCUACUCCUGGUAGUAUUGGUUAUUUAUAUUGUGGUGCUUAUUCUUUCUUCGAGGGAAUCUUGGACUUAGCAAGUUCUUUCUCGUUCACGCUGGCUUCAGAAUUACUACUUACUCUAGAAUCACUUGUAACCUCUGGUCAGAAAUUCCUUGAGAAGUCACCAGAGGUAACUCUAAAAAAUAUGCACACAGGAUUCACCCCGGAAGUCCUUCUCAUGCUGCGUAACAGACUCGGAACUUCUGCUCAUAAACUAUUGAGGCAUAACUGCAAUAAUGAUACUUUCAAGGAUGGGUUGAAGAGCAGAGUUGAAGUGCAGAAGAUACUGCACAUUUACUUAAAAUAUAGUGAAUCCACUUCUGAUUUGUUGGGUGAGCUCGCAUGCUCUAUUUUGCCUCAGGUACCUUCAUGCAAAGCCGGCGAAGAUGAGUAUCAUGGUUUCCCUAGUCUUUGUUCUGCAACUUUCAUCAUAUGGUAUCGGAUAUUGCAUGAAGAGAACCUUGCUAUGCUAAACAAAUUGGUCAAAGAAAUUGUCCUAAAUAAGUUCAGAGUGGACGUUGAUCAAACUUCAGAGAGGUUUUUGAUCAAAUUGCAACAGUGUGUGAAUGUGGUUGUCGCAUUGGUCAACAUGUGCAAGGCUCAUGACAAGGUAGCUGUGCAUGCAAUGGCUGUAAAGUAUGGUGGGAAGUUUGUUGAUUCCUUCCUGAAAGUGUUUGACUUCCUCCAGACCCACUUCCAAAGGCAUCAUAAGCUUGUAAUUCAGCUGGUGAAAGAACUUCAGAAGGCAACAAGGACGGUACAGUCCCUAUGUUCUGAAGCCAAGGGCCUUAGAAAAACAGUUAUCACAAGGAAAAUUCCUGCUACAAAGAGAUCUCUGGAACGGUUUUUGUUCGGUGUAAAGACUCUCCUCCAUACCACAUCAAGUGGAUGCACCUUUUGGAUGGGCAAUCUGAAGCACAAAGACUUGAUGGGUCAGGUGGUAAGCUCCCAGGCAUACGGAGAUGACCAAAAUGAGAAUAUUGAUGAUGAUCCUGAAGAAGCCGCUGUUGAGGAUCAACCCAUAAGAGUUGCAAGUGAAGAGGAAAGAUAAACAUGGGGAAAUGUACCAAGCACAGAGUCUGUUCUUAUUCCAAGUUAAUAUGAUGUGUUAAUAGAACAGUUAUCAUGCUGUGUGAAUGCAGUUCCAUAGUAUGUGCUUUGAGCCGUAUCAUGAGGAUUGCAGCCAUUGCUCUUGGUUGCUUUUUCGGCCAUUAACAGUCUGAAUAUUUGCAGAAGGAACAAAGAACAGAAGUCCUGUAAUCCAUAUGCUUUGCAUCUUUUGGCUGCAGACAGCAUUGAAUACAUACAAUGGUGCAGAAACUGUUUAAAAUUGUUAUCAUUGGGAAGAGCAGGGAUAACUGAGCCAUUGAUAUAUGAUUUCUCCUGCUGAGAAAAUUAGCCUGGUCAAUAGCCCGCUGUACUGAGACUCUGGCACAUUCUCUGCCUCCAACUCUCAAGUUGCUUUUGUGGGGAAGGCUAGGUUAGUGAGUACUUAGUAAUGCUGCUCUGGCCUCUUUUAGAAGAUGCUGCACCCAUUGGGUCCUGGAGAUUGUAUUGUUUUCCAAUGUAAAUAUAAAAGAGGGAUUUUUAGAUCUUCCAGCAUUGAAAUUGUGCAUAUAGUACCGCACUGCUAGCAUUAAUCUUAAGGUUGUAUGUCCAUUCUUGGAAUUUUCACAGGAUAAGGGUGGUAUCCAAAUGAUUUUCUGGACUUCAGUUGAAUUCAUUGACAAGUUACAAUUAAGGUCCUGUGUAUUGGUUAUGACUUUUCAGCUCAACUUUAAGUUGUUCAAACU
Messenger RNA from Malania oleifera, 5488 nucleotides. RefSeq lists its product as uncharacterized. Lineage: Eukaryota; Viridiplantae; Streptophyta; Magnoliopsida; Santalales; Ximeniaceae. The record is from RefSeq and is a predicted model, not a curated record. Gene Ontology annotation, biological process: mitotic intra-S DNA damage checkpoint signaling; homologous chromosome pairing at meiosis; interstrand cross-link repair. The transcript is spliced from 31 exons. Gene Ontology annotation, molecular function: DNA polymerase binding. The coding region runs from base 193 to 4746 and encodes 1517 amino acids. Gene Ontology annotation, cellular component: nucleus; condensed chromosome.